Messenger RNA from Porites lobata, 35921 nucleotides. The record is from the annotation of a GenBank genome assembly. Lineage: Eukaryota; Metazoa; Cnidaria; Anthozoa; Scleractinia; Poritidae.
AUGAAAAUGGCUUCGGUUAACUCUUCGAAGUCCCAUCGACUCUUGGAUUUUCUCCCUUCAAUUAGGCCAUCUUUUCUUUCGGUGGUGCUACUUUUUGCUUGUGGAUGUCUCUGGAUGAAGAAUGAAACAACCAACGGGCGACUCACCGCGCUGGAAACUCGCAUCAACAUGUUCCCACUGGAAGUUCUUGUUAAGAAUGGCCGUUCAACGGAAAACAGUGUUAACAGAACGACGAUAAAGCCAAAAGAAGAAUCUGCGAGACAUCUCUUACGAAAAAUUCAGAGAGAAAUGAAGUUCGACGAUACUUCAGGUUAGGAUCAAGACAGUACAAAAACAUUUACAGUCCCCCAAUUUUUUUAAGCUCAGCUUAUUGGUGGGGAAAUAUUUCCUUAUUUCUUGAAAUUUUCUGCUUCCUGGAACCAGAAAUUUCGUAUAUGUUCUUUUAUGAUGUGACUGUUGACAACAGUUUUUCAGACUGAGGGGGGACGGGCAAGGCAUAAUAACAUUAUUCCGUAGUAGGUUCACCUUAACAGUUAAAAUCUGUCCUAUUUCACAUUUUAGAGUUUUACAGGUUACACACUAAUCGUGAGACUCGAAGGACCCAAAAACUUUUUGUUCAUUUUUGUUAUAAAUACCCUCCACUACUCAAACAAUACCUAAACAAUACGUCGACUAGUGAUAGCUCGAACCUUCAGGGGAAAUCGAAAAAAGUUCGAGUUACCGGAAGCUGGAAGAAAAUAGCCGGAAGUAAGGUAAAAACAGUUGUACCGUACAGUGAACAUUUUAAUCACAUUUUAUGUUAAGUGAAAAUUGAAAGAUACUUUUAGGCUAUAAAUCAGAACGUAACGUAACAAAACAUAGCCUAAACAUAGAGCAUGCGUUUACUGUUUUGAGAAGUAAAGCUGAUUCACGUUAGAUUUGUGACAAAGAGCAUCAGCCUCCACUGUCUACAACACGUCAGUGGGACUUCAAAACUCAAUGUUUCGGAAGCCAGUACACUGUUUUUUCCCUACUUUUUAAUCGCUAAAAACAUGGUUUGAGUUAUCGAGGGUAAAAUUACAUAGAAAUGAUCUGAGGGGAAACAAAAAUCGAGUUAGCGGGAGAUUCGAGUUAUCGAAGUUUCGGGUUACCGAGGGUAAAAUUACAGUAAAUGAAUGAAGGAAAUCCAGGGGAAAUCGAUUUUGGUUCGAGUUAAUUAUCCGGAGUCGACGUAUCGUUAAGUACUUCCAUUCUAUGAUACAAUGUUUCACUUUUGCCGUUGUAAAAGGAUGGCCGCAACGGAAAUUAAAUUCAGGUGAUUGCACCUUUAAAAGGUUGGGCCAAUCGUUUCAAGAUAAAAGUUUCUGUUUUCGAAAAUUUAUAAAUUUAUAUUCAUAACUGAUCAUGCGAUGAUAAAGGAAAAAGGGGUACAUGUUAAUUUUUAUAGUUUUAAUUUCCGCAUACUUUGAACUAGAAAUGUGGAAGUUACAAAAAGAGUCUGUGAAUGCGGAAUUAAAUUCCAUGUAUAGAAGGUCCUAUCCCACACGGUAGUUGAAAGCUGAUACAAUCACAGUCACACUCACAGUCACAGAUAUAUAUUGUGUAAAUAUAAUCAAAAAACAGUUUUAUUGGCGAGCUGUAUAGAAGAGCUUUAGCUUGGCUAACCAGGACCUCAAAAGGGCAGUAAAAUGCUUUUGAUACCGUGGGGUUGUCAAUAUAAAGUGUUUUAAUUGUACUUUAAGAAAGCCGAGAAACCUCAAAGGGAUAAACAAUGAAACAACACGAAGAAUGGCAACUCAAAACAAGCUACGCUUAAACUUAGCAGCUGUGUUUUUCCUAAAAUAAAUUUCCGCUUUAAAAUCCGUAAAAAUUCAUUCAACAAAAUGCGAAACAAAUCACCACAAACAUUGUUUUUCCUAAGGAGCCCUCGUCAAUUUUUGUAUCCGGGGACUUUUAUGUAAAACUGUCAAUCAUGAACGUUAAUAGCCUGCGUGGCAGGCGUUUGAAAAGGAAAGGAAAGUGGCUUUUGGGCGCGAGAGAAUGCCACACAGGCUAGAACAUUAAGCGCGAACUUAACUUCUCGUGUUAUUUUGCACUCUAGUUAAAUGGGAAAUAAAAAUUAUAUAUACCCCGAAAAAGCUGUUUUCAACAAACCCACUGAAGCAAACCUUCUAAAGCUAGUGUUGGCCAUAUCAGUAACCAAAGUAACAGAGUCAAGAUAAGCAAAUAAAAAUUAAAGGGGUUUUUACAUGAGAACUUCAAUGCACAAUAUCAAAUACGUUUCAGUCCUAAAAUUGAUUUUGCCUUGGUCUUAGAUGAGUCUGCAACAUCAAGAACAAGCGCAAAGUCAAGAAACCGGAGACAGGUUUCGAACUUGACUUCAGCAACCAUCAGUAUGCAUGACGUGCGUCAAGAAAUCACCAAACAGUUUAAACAACUUAUGCCCUCCAAGUACUGUAAGUCACAAGAGAGGGUAUGCCCUGCAGGUCCCCCCGGACUUCCUGGUCCCAUUGGUGCACAAGGACCACGUGGCAGGAGGGGACCUAGGGGAAAGAAAGGACCACCUGGAAAAUCAGGAAUGGCUGGACUUCCAGGAUCUAGGGGAGAAAAGGGUGACAAAGGCGAACCAGGAAUUCCAGGACCACCUGGGAGGCCUGGAGAAUCGAUAUCUGCUCCACAAGUGAUGGUAUCGCCUGCAAAUCACACUAGAGAUGAAGGAAGAAAUACUGCGAUUUAUUGUACGGUUGGAGGAAACCCUACUCCUACUGUUGAGUGGCGAUUCAAGGGCAUAAAGCUUCUGUCAGGAGCAAAGUAUUUGGUUAAAAAGGCAGAACUGAUCAUCAGGAAUCUGAAUUACAGCGAUGCUGGGCAGUACAAAUGUGCGGCAAGAAACAUUCUUGGAUCGUCUGAGGCGUCUGGUAAUUUGAAGGUUCGAGGUAAGAAGAACAAUAAGCUUUACUACUUUGAAAAUUGAAAACCCUAGGGUUUUCAAUUUUCAAAGUAGUAAAGCUUAUUGUUCUUCUUCCUUUUGCAAGGCCGCUGAUGGGCCAUCAGAAUUCUUUCUUACCAAAGUCAGGGGUGGGCCAUGUUUCCUGGCUGAUUGCUUAUCUUAUUAAACAUGUUUUGCAAUAGGGUCCUGUUACAUUGCUAUUGAGGGAGCAUGAAGUCCAGGAGGGCGACUACCACCAUAAAAAGGGUGAUGGUGUAUGUUAAAAGGGUGCGUGACAAUCGUAAGCAACGGCUAGAAUUAAACUCUCGUAGGAGAUCCAUCAGAACGUAGUUCAAGCUUUAUUUGUAAAGUCAGAUAGAGCUAGAUAGUGAAAUAAGUGAUGUUAGGAAUAUUUCUUGCCGACUCGCUAAUCUUACCAUUUUUCCUCAGGAACCGAUUUAUCAGCUCCUUGUUUUCAAUACUUUUGAUUAAUGCAGUCUAUCAUUUAUUAGUGAACAAAAAUAAGGGGGAGGGAAUGGGGGGGCUUAUUGACUUUCCUGCCCUGAAAAGGGGGAGGGGACUUAUUAGAGAGGGGGGGCUUCACAGAGGAUUUACGGUAUUUGUUCAAACAUCACCCUAAGUUAAACCCUGAAUACAUAAAAAUUUUGACGUUUCGUACCAAACACACUGGAUGAUACCAGAAUCUUCAAUUUAUCUACCCAAACGAAACGACGAGUAUCCCCACCCCCUUUAUAUGGAAUUUUAGUUCAACUUGUCAGACUCGUGCGAGUCGUGAAACUAUUGAGCUGGCAUAUAUCACACCAUUAUUCGCACGAGUUGCACCACUUGAAUGUUAUAUAUGUUCACGUCUAACACAUGUGGUGUCUACUGGACGCGGUAAAACUCACAUAGAUAUUUCUUUAAGUGAAUGCCGCCCAUUCUGUGUAGUUUGGAAUACUGGUAAAAACUAUAGCUUUUGCAAGCCACAUCAUAUUGAUUAUUCGUCUCUUAGGUCUUCCGAUCUUUACCAAAAAACCCUCAUCACUGGUCUCAAAAAUGGAAUUCUCUCAAAUACAAGAAACUUGCCAGGCAGAAGGGUAUCCACCUCCCAAGUUGACCUGGAUCAGACUAGUUUCCCCUUUACCUGUUGGAAAGACCGACGUAAAGGAAGGUAGACUCACCAUUAGGAAUUUAAGACCAGUGGACAGCGGUUUGUACCAAUGCGUGAUAACGAACAGCAUGGGAUCAAAAAAGGCCACCAUGAACUUGUUUGUGCAAAAAGGACCAGGUUUGUAUAUAGCACGUUACGCCGACCUCAUAUGUCAUGAUAAAACAUUUUACGGAAAGAUUAGCACUUCACCAUGUUUAGACAAAUUAGACUUAAACGUCUACGCUUGCAAAACUGAAAUUUUUUGAUGUAUUCAAAAGACUAAGAUGCCCCUAAAUUUGCUAUUGAGUCUCCAGGUGUACAACUGCAGUUGCAGGUGUGUAGGUGCAGUAUCCGAUGACGUCAUUUUGACCUGCAGGUGCAGGUGUAUAUAGUUUCCAAUGAAGUCAUUUGUGUCUCACACCUACAUACCUGGAGAAACUAAACCCUCACUCUAAAAGGUAUGCAGGAUGGCGUAAGUAGAUUUCACAAGUUUUUGUGCUAAAACGCUCGGUCAUUUGGUUCAGAGUCGUAUCUCGAGAGAGGAGAACACUACUGAGUAAUGACCCGAUUUUCAAGGUUUUCUCGUUAUCUACUUAGCAUUGUAAACGAGUUAACGCUUACCCUUCACUCUCUUUCCGCUCCGUUUCUGACGCCUCAAAAUGUGUGUUAUUAGAGAGCUUUUGAUUCGAGGACGGGGACGACAUUACUUUUAAGUUUUCUCGCCCAUUCUCUAGAAAAUAACACCCCGAGAAGCCUCAUAUUGUACUUUUUUCACCACAAAAGUUAGUUCAUUUAUUUUCGUUGAAGGUAAAUCCCUCUCCCGAUUACGAUAAAUGAUAAAAUUUCUAACAUUUGAUAACUUGCUUUGGCCACUAAGAAGUUCCCGCUAAAACUCGUAGUAGAAUGACGAUGGCUAUCACAUUUUCCCGCCAAAAUGACGUUGGUUCGCACGCGUGGACAAAUCUCGUUCUCGUGAUCUUCCUUGUCUUAGUAGAGAGCUUUAGAUUCCAGGACCAGUACGACUACGAGUACGAUAUUUUCUCAAUACUAAGUAGUGCUGGCGCGCUAUUCAGCGUCAUUUUGGCGGGAAAACGUGGUAGCCGUUGUCACUCUACUACGAGUUUUAGCGCGAAUGUAAGUGAAUGCAAAUAUAUAAGUCAAAUCUCAUAAUCGUUGUCGUCCUCGUCCUCGAAUCUAAAGGUCUCUAAUUAGAAUAUAAAGUUCUCUAUUUAUUCUUUGGGUAACCUUCAUAUUUAAAAUAGUCAUUCAGAGUAUCUCAUAAAAUCCUCGGACCUAAGCUUUUGGCAUUGUUUGAGCGUAUUGGUACCAGUUAUUUUUUUUAAAGAUAAAUUUUUGUAUAGGUCCGUGUGAAGGAAUGUUAAACUGCAAUAAGUGAAGAGGGUCUCAAUGGGGUGGUGGCUUUUACGGUUAUCGGCUAAAAUUUUGGUUUUUACGGCUAUCGCUUAAUUUUUUGCAGUUACGGUUAACAAAAAAGUUAAAAAUUAACUUCUUUUGGUUCAAAAAGUUAAAUAUUAAUUAACCUGUAUUUUUUUGUAUCUUUAAAUCAAAAGAAAGGUCUUCGGAUCAUCUCGGAAUGAAAUAAGCUAUUCUUUUGAAAGAUUUUAAUAUUUGAUAGAUCAUACUUUUUAUAAAGUAUUCUUACACAUAGAAAUGUCAAUAGUCAAUUUAAAAAUAAUCUUUGCAUUGUGAAAAAGCAAAAGCAGACACGCGAACGCCCAACUCAAGGCCAGAGCGCGACAUUCAUUAUAACACUAACAGUCCGGGCCACAACCAGAUCUGGAUAUGUAAUUUCCUGCGAUGUGAUUGGUCCAGACCGCAACCAAAACAUUGAUUUGACCGCGAAAGCCAAGUUCGACAGCAAAGAGCGCUAAGGCUGGGAUGUUCCUUGAAGAAAAGUGACAGCAUGUAAUACCAAACCGAUUAAUCGAGAUGUUUUUAUGCGUCUUAGCGUUCGAUUUACAAAUAUCAAGAUGAUAAUGAUCGAGGAAGGUUUCUAUAAAAACGCCUGGACUCCUGAUAUCAAGAGACCCGAAGCAACUCGACGACACCGAUCGAAAGGGAAGAGUCAGUGAAGAGUAGGGAAUUUGAAUACUUAAAGAUCAAAGUCUGCAAAGUUCCAGCUCUGUAUUACGGCCCGAAGAAUAAUAAUUUUCGGGCGAACUGCACCGGGCCAUAUUUGUUCUUUGUUUUUUUCUUUUUCUAAAUCCGGACGCAGAAAUAAUGCUAAAUCUGCUUUUCAAUACACUGUUAACAAUAACACCACAUAAUACGCAAAAAAGAAGAAGAAGAAAAGAAAGAACAACGUAUGGAUUCUGUAGUUUGCGAAAUGAAAAUCUGUAGUUGUAGGAAAAAUGGGGGACUACUCGUAGUCUAUUCUCGUUGCGUCUACUCGGAUAUUCUAAACAGAAAAUUUCCCCAAAAAAGCUGUUUCGCCCAGAAAAGUUUAACUUAAGCUCAAGCGCUCAAGUUAAGCCCUGUCGGUCGGGGUUACGAACUGGAUGGGUGACCCACCGCGAAGAUCGUCUUAAAGGUCCAUACGUUGUUCUUUCUUUUCUUCUUCUUCUUCUUCUUUUUUGCGUAUUAUGUGGUGUUACUGUUAACAGGGUAUUGAAAAGCAGAUUUAGCAUUAUUUCUGCGUCCGGAUUUAGAAAAAGAAAAAAACAAAGAACAAAUAUGGCCCGGUGCAGUUCGCCCGAAAAUUAUUAUUCUUCGGCCCGUAAUACAGAGCUGGAACUUCGAACUGCAGACUUUGAUCUAUAUAUCGGCGGGAAAACCGGCAAACUAAGAAAUCUGGGUUUUCGACAGUGUAAAACGAUCGUAAUGCCUCUGAUUCCAAUCUCCUAUUCCUCUGUCUAUUGUUGUCGGCGUUGCCUUCGCUGUGCUACGCGAUGUUCCUUCUGCUCCGCGGUUUCUUGUUGACGUCUUCUCCUUCGUUGUUCACGCUGAAUUUGAAGUCGGCAUUCUCCAGAGGAUUUUCAUUUCGCAAACUACAGAUUCUCAUUUCGCAAACUACAGAUUUUCAUUUCGCAAACUACAGACUCUCAUUUCGCAAACUACAGAUUUUCAUUUCGCAAACUACAGACUCUCAUUUCGCAAACUACAGAUUUUCAUUUCGCAAACUACAGACUCUCAUUUCGCAAACUACAGUUUUACAUUUCGUUUCGUUUCGUUUCGAUUCGCUCCAUUUCGUUUCGCAAACUACAGUAAGUCGAUUUACUGUGGUUUUUGUAUCUGGUCUGAAGGAUUUUCCCUCUAAUGCAAGAGCAUUUUCUGUGACCUCAGUUUUUCAAGCGUAAAGCAUUUCAUUACGGCUGAAUAAGGGUUCUAAUUUUCUCCAAAGUGCCUUUUGGAUCUGAAUAACUAAGCGAUUUUUGUUAGUCCGUGAAUGUAAAUAGAAAUGUUUUUUUUUUGCAGUGUUCUAUCACGCUGGGCUCAGCUCAUGAGUUUUCUUUGCAGGAUGUUAUUUAUUAUCACGGAUAGUGAUUUACAGAUACAAAAUUAUAAGAAUUAAGUGCACCUUCAACUGAAGCUGCAUCAACUAUGGAGAAAUGUAUUGUGACUCAGUAGACUCCAGCUUGGUGUUUUUCUAUAAAUACGAGUCUUCUGUCUGGAGCGCGUAUUCGCUUCCUUGAUUAUGAUAGCUUUUGAAUAAGCUUAACAGUGUUUGAACUGCUUUUGUUAUUGCCACUUUGUGAUCAGGCAAGACCAUGGAUACGAUUCUCCACGAACAAACCGGCGGCAUCUUUUUGCCAAAAAAACAAGGGGCUUUUGCUUUUCCAUCCGACUGCAAGAUAACAUAAAGUAAACAUGGCGUUACAAUGAAGACCAGCACGUGAACGGCGCAACUGACUGUUGCAUCUUCCAAAGCACAGCACUAUUUGACACCAAAAAGACCACCAUCAACAAGCAAAUUUUGUGUAGAUUUCAAAAAAAUUUUUUCAAGGAUCAGAGAAUUGAAACUCACCUUCUUUUUUUAGAUGUUUUGCGCCUUGUCCGGCAUUUCUUUGAGCUGAAAAACCCUCGUGUUCGGUCGUUUUACCUCCCACAAACGCACAAACGUUCAUCGGACGGCAUUUUUUCUUCACACCCCUGAUUUCUCAUUGUCUAAAGUCACGGCUCUCAAAGUUGUAUGGGGAAAAGACACUUCUAGGCGCAGCAAAGAGCGUGGAAGUGACCUUCCCUCAAGUUUCUCGGCGUGGACGCCAUUUUGCAAAUGUGGGUGACGUCAUCAUAUAUCCAGAUCUGGUUGUGGCCCGGACUGACUAAUGGCCGUUUUCACACUAGAGACGGAUUAUUCGUGUGAGACGGAUUAUCCGUUUGAUGAUUCGCCGUGUCAGAUAGGUAGUACGUCUUAAUUUGAAAAUGAAAUAGUUUCAAUUUUGAAUGAACAAUCCGCCUGACUUUUGAAGACGGGAUUUUCCGUUCCAGAUAGCCUGUGUACAGCCGCCCCCUCCCCUCAGGAAAAGUCGGAGAAGGGGUGUCUGUGGGGAGGGCGCGACUGUACUGUGACUAGUCAGACGAAUAAUCCAUUUCUAGCUCUAGUGUGAAAACGUCCAAUAACAAAAUUACCGAGUCCAGUGUUUUUAAUGAUAGCAAAGGACCGUACGGAACGACUGUCUGCCGUUGCCUUGUCCGUAGGCCUAAUUAUUCCGCGCGGCUAAUGCUUUUCGGGUCACGUGGUCCGAGCGAGUUCGCCACCGAAACGCCUUGACCGAGAUUGCGUGGGAAGACGCCGUACAGGGAUUAGGCAUGGCAAUGUCUACCGUAGAGUCAGAGAAAAACAGGGAAAUGUUGUUUAUCGGCAGCGUGUUUUACAAACAGUGACAUCUCUGCGUGUUGUUUCACUAGUGUUUCGAGAGCACGACCUCCUGAAAAUCGCAAAUAUUAAUCCCCAGCAAGAAGCCACACUUUCGCUGUGGAUAUAGUUCCCCGAGAGAGCGGCGGAAAUGGAGCCUAGGUCUUGGUCAACACCUAAAAGGCGCUUCGCCUAACGUACGUACGAAAUCACACUAGCCGGGAAAUAAAAAACGCAACCAUAUGUGAGUUUAGUACCUUCAUUAAACGUAGCAAAUCUAGGGAACAGUUUCUUUUACGGUUAACUCUUUUUUACCCUAUUUACGGCUGACGGUUAAAAUUUUUCAAUUUUUACGGCUAUCGACUAAAUUUUUGGCCGUUUUACGCCUAUCGGUUAACCUCAUUGAGACCCUCAGUGAAGAACUCUCGUGGCCAGAAAUACCAACGCCACAAACCAAAUCCACUGAACAAAUGAAGAUUAUUUUAUUUGAUUCAGUGAAGUGCGUGGCCAAAAUCUGCGUGGUAAAUAAAAAUUACAUGUUGCUACAACCGAAAAUUUGACAUAAAGAAACAGCAAAACUGCGACAAAGCGAGAACUGUACAUGUGAAACACACUUACAUUGUUACGGCCAAGGAAAACUGCUGUGUUAGCGGACUGCGUAAAACGCGAAGAAACGUAGAAAAGCACUAAAGAGAACUGCGCUUAGCGCAGACUAAAACAAAACUGAACAUCGUGCUGAGGAACUGCGGUGUAAAAUACGGUUGAAUCAUGGUGAAUGAUGGUUGAAUGUGCAGAAAACAAAAGUGACGAAAAGACUCUAAUGAAGAUGAAAAAGAUACGAAGAGACGCUAACGAAGGCGUGUGAAAUGACACAAAGGACUAAACACCUAAACUGGAGUAAAGAAACUAAAAAAAAAAGGAUAAAAUGAACUACAAUGAACAAAGCUUCAUUAAACGUACGGAAAAAUAAAGAAAAAAAUUCUGAAAAAUUGUUACACUUUGAUCUAAAAGAGUGUGACACGAAAAUGACGUCAUCGCACACUGCACCUUUAAACUUGCACUUACCUGCAGCCACACAUGUGCACCUGCAAAUUAAAGCCUCCGUAUGCCCCUUGUUUCUUUAGUUCUAAUUAAGUAAACUUAUAACGUUUGUAACAGAGCACGUUAUGUACCAUAAAACGAUGCUACAAGGCUGAAUCAGCAGACAUCCAUAUUGCAAAGUAUGUACCAGUGCGCGUCAACAACGAGGCAGCAUAAAAUUUCUCCAAUAAGGGCCAUAAAGGAUUUGUUCGCGCAACGACGAUCUGGUUUGUAAAGCAAGGAUAUCGUAAUUCUCCUUUCCCAACAAGCAGAUUCAACAGAUCUUGGCAGAGUAAUGUAGACAACAUACGAAAAAUGGUUCCUUAAGGUUGAAAACCUGAGUCUCUCUACCCAUUAUUUCGUUCAGCUAUCGAAAAACAACAACAAAAACACCAACAAACAAACAAACAGACAAACAAACAUUAGGAAUAUUUGGGCACGUGAUUAAAUAAUUGUUUUUCAGUCCUAGCUAAAUGUGACUGCUGGCGCAGCCGGUCUAAAAGUCCGAGCGAGGGUAAUUGGGGAUACUCUCAUUAUCCCAGUGGCAGUGGAAACGUUGACGCAAUCGAUUUCCAGGCAAAUCGUGACGUCAUUUUGUCAGGGUACCGUCUGUGGGGAGUCAAGAGCGGUUCAACUAGUUUCCAGGUCACCAUUCGCUUGUACCGUGGAAGCAACUUGAUCGCAGAAAAGACUGGGUCCUAUGCUACCAGUUUCAGUGUCAAGACAUUUGAGGUGCAUUUUUCCCAAGUGAUUUCGAUCCGCGCUGGUGUCACAUACACUGCAACAACAAGAAUAGUUACAAGUAAACUCUCUUUUGUCCACGGGGAUGGCGUGGCAAGUGCCUCGUGUUCUGGUGUCACCGUAACCUUCAAGACUUCCUCAAAAAACUCAAAUGGUUCUAGCCGGUCUAAAGGUCAAAUACCAGCUUUAAUUUUCCGUUCCUCUCAGUGCUAAAAGGGAAAUAGCCGUGUAGGAAAGGAGGGCAAGGUCGCAGGUGUAGAGCAGGUGGAAAUAACAAUCGAGAGGUCAGUGACCACUCUAUAGCUAGCAACCUUUGUAGGCCAAGCAAACCUGUAAAAUAUUCGACGAAAAGCAAAUUGUUUCACGAUGUACCGCACCCUUACAUCGAAAGUGAAUGACGCAAAAACCUGAACCUUUUCAUUUAAUACAGGGACAAAUGACGUCACAAAUUGAUGAGUGGUUCAUUACACUUUGUUAAGACUCUCCAAGGUUAAAAACACGCCAAGCUGUGGCCGAAACCGCUUAAUAGAGGUUUAAUUUCCCAUUCUUUUCUACAAUUAUUUCGGAACUUGAUUACCGGCCCCUUAGUAGACGGUGGCCGUUUAAGAGGUAGACGCGGAUCCACACCGGUUUCCAGCAUUUUACGGAAAUCGGACAGAUUUUUCAUAAUAAAUUUAGAUCUGUUUUUUUGAAAACCGGGCUACCAAAAUAUGCCAGUGUCUCGCACUGAUUGGUAAUUUAAUGCCCCUUUUUACUGGCAAGUUAUUAAUAAAUCUCACCUUAAAAAGAAAUUUCAUCAACCCCCCCCCUGGAAUUUAAUCAGGCUACCCCAAAUGCAUACCAGAUGAUAGCCCUGUGUCUGUGUAACAACAUGACACUUAGCUUGACGGAAGCACCCCUCAAAAAUAUUAGCUGGCCCAACGGGGCAACAGGCCGGCCCGUAGGGCAUUUUUUCUGGAUUUUUCACUGAUUUCUGUAAAUUCUAGGAAAUUAUUUGGAGCCCAUGAUUAAGAGCUGAGGGUGGUUAGUACUAAAGAGGGAGAUUUUUAUUUUUGUACUAAAAGCAUCCCGACUUUAAGCAAAUUAUGAUUUGAAAGAUUUCCUGAAAUGUGCUGGACUUGACUUAAAAGAUUUCAGGCAACCCCUGCGGUUUCCAAAACUCCAGGUAGAUUUAUUUUUAAUAAAAAGACUUUCCAAGUUGAAAUCUGGUUACUGGUUUAGCAGCAUCUAGGAAGCCAAUAAAUUUUGAGUCGGAGAAAACUCUCCAAAUUUUUCGCUCCCUAAAUACCACUGGUUUGGACAAUAAUAAUCCGCUGGGUGGGCCAGGCCUAUUUUUUUUUAGAGAAAAGGGGUGGGCCAAAAGAGAAUUUCACGAUGAUUGGGGGUGGGUCAUUGUGUGUGUUUUGUAAAGAAUCACACUCACUACAAUUCAUGUGGAAGAUCUAAAUAAAUUCUAAUGCAAUGCUGGACAUAAAAUAUAACACAACUGGAUGUCACAUGUAGCAAUCCAGCCUAAGUAUGGAGAAUCAAAGAUGUGGGCACUAAAUAUCAAUAAAUAAACAUAAGCCCUAUUGAGAAGGCUUGCAUGCUUCCUUUUCUUAAUAUAACUGUCUGGGAACUUUUACUACCUGAAGUGUGAACAGCUAGAAAUCGUUAUUGGUUUCAAUAAUGGAUUAUUGAAUUCCUUAUUCAAUUUAGCGAAAUCAAAUUUUUCCAAUUUUCAAAUCAAAAACAGUUUGAAAAUUAGUUUUUUAAUUGAAUUACCAUUUUUUGUUUAAUGACUUCAAUAAAAAAGCAAAUUUUUUAAAACUGGUUUUGAUUUGAUUAUUGCCAAACAUAUUUUUUCAAUAAUCGAUUAAUGAAAUCAAUAAUGAUGUCUACGUGUUCAUGCUUCAGGUAGCUUGACUGUAGAAGUAUAGAUUGAAGGGGGUUGGGGGUGGGUCACCUCUUAUAUAAAGUUAUAUGGGGGUGGGUCAAGAAUUAACUAAUGGGCUUAAAGGGGUGGGUCACGUUUUUUCUUUGAUGCUAAAACAAAAAAAAUCCCCCCCCACCCUCCCACAUAAAUAAUGACCGGUUCCUAAACAAAGCUUUUUAAAUCUCCCGAGACAAAAUGGCCGCCGCGUGACAAAGGUCUAUUGUAUGUAGAUAUAUUGUAUACUAGGUUUGUCUUUUAACAAAUCGACCACAAUUUUCCAUGGUCUUCACUUUUUUAUUAAAAACUGAAUAAUUGGAUAAUGCAAUUCUAGCAUUUUGAUUGGCUUAGCUGUUAUGGUAUAUGAGCUAUUAUACCAUGCUCUCCAUAUAUGGUCGGUGUACGCGUCAGUUUAAAAUUGGAAGCUAGCUGAGAUUUUCUUUCGCGAAGGAUAGAGCGGCGCCCGAAGCAAAUCGUUUUAAUUCUUUUCUUAGAAUACUAGAAAUGCAAUUUCAUCGAAACAAAAAAGACAAAAACAAACAAAAAAGCCACAAGAGCUUGUUUGAAAGUUUGUCGAAAAACACAUGAAAAGACAUGGAACUAAAGUACCUUGACCAGCCACGAAAGAAGACAAGUGUUGUUUCUUCAUGAUCGCGAAGCCAUUCGCCGAUCGAGUCACUCGCCGAUAGAUAACUGCGGCUUGUUUAUCCGACAUCAAGAAUAUAAAUUACAAGUAACCAGCUACAAAUACAGGAUAUGCAGCCAUUCACUAGAGCAAUCGAGGCGGCAGUAUAGCUCCUUUUCUCGUUCAGCAAAACCAGCUUGUGGCUUCAAACCACUUCAUAACAAGCGACCGAGGUAAUAGUUUUUCUCCGUUGUUCUUACGUUUAAAACUGCACCGAAAAUUCAAAUUCACAGUAAUUUCGACUGCUGUCACUUAAAAAUUCUUUUCCUUCACAUUAUCUGCCAGGUUUUUUUUAGCUGUUCUGCUGUGUAAAAUCCUAGAAUCCCGAUGAGUUUUUAAAAAACUAAUGCUCAUCGCUACAAUGUUUUGAUUUUUACUUCGGCGGAGCGCGAAGUAAAGGAAUUGCGACGCUCAGGAAUGUUUCAAAGUUGCAAUUUUUUUACCAAGAUUGGGCAAGCAAAGUUUCAAGGUUUUCGGUUCUAUUCGGCUAUUUGACGAAGUGAGAGCCGAAUUAGUUCGAGAUAUCUCAAGAUCACUUCGAUUUCUUUGAUUUGUUCUUUAACUUUUUCGAGGAAGAAAGAAUUAUUAUUUUGGCUUUCCCGGGGUUUGAACCGACUCACCUGUGUGACCCGUCAGAUCAGAGGAGACUCUAAGUUGGGGGAUUAGCCGAUUGCGCUACUGCGACCCAAGGUAGUUUGGAAUGUGAAAAAUAGUUAUGAAAUGAUGCACUAGUUUCGGGACAAGAUUGGGCGUGCAAGUUCGUGACUUUUCGGCUUGUUUCAACUAUUUCACGAAAUGAGACCGGACUACUUCGUGAUAUCUUCGAGUUUAGUCUUUAAUUACUCGAGGAAUAAAUAGUGGAUAUUUCGUGGCCGCGCAGAGACACGAAAUUUCUCUUCGAGUGUUAAAAAACAUUUCACGAGUGAGCCCUCAUUUCACGAGUGACUUUCUCGAACGUUCUCUACGUUUUUGGAUUAUGCAUGAAUAAUUAAUUAGGGCAUGUUUACAUUUCAGCAUGAGUCAGCAGAUUUGCAUCAGUUACUGAAAUCAUAAAAUAUGUCGAAAAGCUACUAUUAUUCGCCUGUUUAGUAUUUUCUAGAACCUUAUGUCAAACGGUAUACAAGUUCCAAACAAGUUCUUUUGACGAACUAAGUUUUUUCCCACGAGCUGGACUGCUGUGUUUAGUCAAGUGUGACGAAGGUCGAUUUUCAGGUUCUGUGUUUACAAGUUCGCGAAAGCCGUAAGAUAUCUGAAGUUCAAGCGAGAGUUUGAUAUUACUGGUAGAGGCUGUUUAGUUUUACUCAAAGUUCAAGUCAAGUUUGUGUUGGUGGAUGCUGUGUUUUAAAGCUCUGUGAAGGCUAUGUUCCUUGCGUGUUAAACUUUCUUGUGUUAAUCCGACAUCCCUGCGUGCUGAUAGUCAGUGAAUAAUUAUCCUCAAAACAUUCGAACUCGUGACUUUGAGUUUUAGCCAGUUCCAUGCUCAAAGUAAUUGACUCCUUACUUAUGCCUUACAUAUCUUUAAUCAGUACAUGAGACUGUUAUGCUCUUUUUGAAGCCUGAUGUGACUAAGAAAAAUGGAGAAUUGUUUUUUUUUUUAAGAAGGAUUUGUAUGGAGUCAUCAAAGCAUAACUGGGCUAAUAUCUCGGAGACAAUUUGUCCCGAAAUGCUAGUUUUUGGCAAGUAGGCCUCUUGGAUGUUGCUCUUUUCAGAAUAUCCUGACAAAUCCCAUAAUUUCACAGAUUAACACCUUACUCUUACCAUAUUUGACUUCUUACUAUUCCUCCGAAUUAACAAUUAAUUAGUUCCACACCCACGACGCCGAAGUGUACUCUCCGCAGCGUCUUGUUCAUUCAUGCAGUCCAGGCGAAUCCGUUCGUGCGUUGACAGUUUUGAUAGACGUGUGACAUGUGAAUAGCGGAAGUCCCUUGUCUUUUCCGGUUUGUUCUAGUCGGGGAGAUCCAAGGAGAUUUUGUGGGCUUUUUUAAUAAAACAAUUAUUCCACUCGCGCUUGUUGGAUAUGAGAUGAUUAUAGCCAACUCGGCGCUACGCGCCUCGUUGGCAAUCUAUCAUCUCAUAUCCAACGCACCCUCGUGGACUAAUUGUUAAAUAGACCAUAGAAAUGACGUCAUAAAAUGUUCAAAACUCAAGUGGAACCAACAGCCGCAGGGGAGUGGUUUCACUGCAAAGUUUUGGACAUUUUAUGGCGUCAUUUCUAUGGUCCAUAAGAGUGUAGACCACGGAAAAUUGUGGUCGAUUUGUUUUUUACAAAGACAUUUAUUUUUAGUUUCCUGCGAAGUUUCUCGGGAAAUCACUCGCGAAGCGACGUUUUUCUUGUUGUUUUUCAUAUUUUUGCUCUACCUUUGCAACUUCAAGCACUAACUCACUGUCAAAAAUUUCUCCCCAUAUGUUAAAACUUGGUUCUUCUUUGACCAUGUUGAGGAGUAAAAUUAUUUUUACGAAAAACCAAAAACAAAACAACCUGCACUGCUUGACAUGUUAUGUCAUUUCCAUGGUCUAUAUAUACUCUCAUAGACCAUAGCUCUUGACCAAUCAGCGUGCGAGGAUUUGCUCAGUUAUUGUAAAAUUGGCAUUGGAACAUAAUUAGAGCAUUAUAUAAUAAUAUGCGUCACUAUUUUCUUACUUAACUCUUUGGCGUUUUAAUAGAUGAUAAAGAAGAAUGAAAGAAAAUAAAGCGCAAAUAAAACAAAACGAAAAUUACUGUUAAAAACCGUCUGAUAUAUUUAUAUAUAGAGUAAAAUAUUAUGCAGUGCCCAAGCAGGUAAGUCCUUCAACGAAACAGGUGAUUUGAUAAAGUUAAGUUGUUCAGACACUAUAAUUAACAAAAGGCUUUGUUGGUUUACAGUCAGUUACACAAUGCUAAAAAAAUUAAAAGUCUAGGAACCGCAACCAACAUUUUUGUGUGGAAUCCAACUUAGAAAGAGUUAUAAGUAAUUCAUAAAUUGUGAGAGUUGUUCGAACGAGCUAAACUUGCUGUUUUGGCUCACUGGACGAAAAAAUGAAUUUGCUCAAAUUUAUUUGUUCUGAGCAAUUAUGUUGCUAAAAUGUAAAUACUGAGGAGUAAAUCUAGGUAAAGCUAGUAAAUGCCACAUUUGUAUACUUAAAAACAAAAUCUUCCGAUCGAAAAUCCAUCCAAAAGGCCCGGAGCUAGCCCUCGAAGAAAAUUAAAAUCCCACAGUUUUUGAACCGUCAAAAUGCGUUGCAAGAUUCAUACGUGCCAGUCAGAAAACGCCCUGCUGAUUGCCUCUUUUUAAUUGGAUGUCGUUAACCAUGCAAAGUGUUCAAUAAUAACUGAUUUAAAAAAGAACUUGUAAGCGUUUAUUGUUUAACGACAUCCAAUUAAAAAGAGGCAAUCAGCGAAUCGGUUUCUGACUGGCACGUAUGAAUCUUGCUACGCAUUUUGACAGUUCAAAAACUGUGGGAUUUUAAUUUUCUUGGAGGGCUAGCUCCGGGCCUUUUGGAUGCAUUUUCGAUCGGAAGGUACUAGAAGAAGCGUGAAUCUUUCGACGUUUUUGCUCCCUCCGGCGCUGGAGCCCUUUCAAAACAAGGAUUCCUCCCUUGUCCUUCUAUUAUUAGGAAUAGUAAACGGCGAACUCAAACUCCUUCAAAAUCGCUCAAAAAAGCGCUUUUGACGGAGGCAAAAGGACGACGAUAUACCACAGGUAACUGUAAUUCAACGUUUAUUUAACAUUGAUUUAUAUACAUACACCGUAAUUAUUAGGGAGUUAUUAUAACUCCAAAAAUGGAGUAAAAAUUUUAGGUACAGGAUAACUCCUUUUUGGGGGUUAUUUUGACUCCUGAAAAAGAGUUCUUUAAACUCCUUUUUGGAGUUAAAAUAACUCCACUGUAAGGAGUUAAUUUAACCCCACUAGAGGAGUUAUUAUAACUCCUUGAAAAUUACUGUGUACUUAGCGAUAUAUGGUUAUAGGUGCAGCAAACGGUAAAUCCAGUACAUUUACAAUAAGAUAACAAUCGGUUACACACACAUAUUGUGGGCGCCCUGUGAUACUAGAGUUAAGUAGCCAUGUCAAGGAUUCACAGGAGAAUGCACCAAAUUGCACUGAUAUGCAUUCAGAUCUCAGUUUUUAUUUAUUUCAUUCUGCAGUUCAUUUUCCAUAUAAAGAACGUUAUAGCCUCCCUCUCAGACUACUUAGGACGCCGUUAAAUCUUCUUUUCCCACAAACGACGUUCGUAAGGGAGGAAGUCGUGACGAAGCGCUAAGAACGUGUGACCGGAAGUCUUGAACAUUACCAGUCAGAUUAAUUCUACUGUCAUGCAUCCUCUAUUGUAAGCCCUUAUGAUCCCUUUACGCGUGCAGCCAUGGCAGAUGUUUUAAUUAAGAAUUUCCAAAAAAAAGGACCGUCCAGAUAAACUACUUUUCCUGAUAAGUUGAUAAGCCUCUAAACUGAUAAGGUGCCUAAUUAAUCCAGACAAUUUAGUUUUGAAAGUCUUCAUGCACCUUUUAAGAGCCACCUUUUAAAUCCGUUUUAGUUUAGCUCAUGAGCGCUCAAUGCAGAAAAAAGGGUUUUCUGAGCCAAAAAUAAUAAAAAAGUUCAUAAAAUGAGCGUUAAAAUUCCAGCUAGUAGCAAAAACUCCCGUUGGUAUUUUUUAUGAUAAUGGGUGAUUAUGUCCUUAGUCAAAUAACCACCCGGGUUUUUUGUAGCAGCCGACAUUUUGCGACGCCACCACUGGUUUCCCUGCGAAAUGAAGGCUGAGAAUCCAUACUGAUGACGUGGUAGUACUUCUAAUUGGUUGAAGCAAAUAUUCAACGCGGCAUGACCAAUCAGAACCACUACCUACAUCUGGGUAGUAACGCGUAAUCUGGAUGGAAUUUCUAUGCUCGUUUCUCAGACGUCAUUUCCCGGGGAAACCAAUCUUUUGGUGGCGUCGCAAAAUGUCUCCUGUUUUCUCAGGGUGGUAAUUUUUUAUACAACGAAGGGGAGUUAGAAGGGUAUAAUUAGGUAGGACACUUUUUCAGCGACUUUGAAAGCAAACAGCUAAGGUUCGUGAGUCAGGUUUUUGGUUUUCUUUCCUCUUUUUUUUUCAUGGAAAAUUUGCAAUACAGCUGUAUAUACAGUUUGUUUAUGAUCAUGAAACUCUUUACAAUACAAUAAUUUUUAUUACUUAAACCAAAGGGCUAUUCUGAAGUGAAUUUACAAAUGCUAAAAAGAAGGGGAUAAGAAUAAAAGCUCAAAUUAAUUACAAUCUUGGUACAAAUAUGAAAGCCUAAACUAUGCUCGUACAAUUACGUUAUCUCUUUGGAGAUCUAAACUAAAUCAAAUAUUAACUAUUUAACGCAUGGGGUCUGCACCCGCAAUUCGCGUUUGACGCUCCUCUUAAAGGUACAUAGUGACGGGCUAUUUCUAGUGUCUGCGGUCAGAGAGUUCCAGGCACUUACAGCGCGAUAGUAAAAUGACCGUUGCGCGGUAACUGUUCUGCAUAGAGGGAGAUUUAGAUUGUCCCUUUUCCUCGUGUUGUAGUGGUGUGUAUCUGAUCGCUUACUGAGUUUACUACUCAGGUACAACGGGGCGAGGCCAUUAACAGUUUUGUAUACUUGUGCAGUAUCACGGACUAAUAGCUGAUCUUUGAUGGGGGGCCACCCUAACUGCCGAAGAACAGGCGAGAUGUGAUCAAACUUUUUGGUGUCUGUGUAUACGCGGGCGGCGAAGUUUUGCACUAAUUGUAACUUCUCUAGAUUUUGCUUGAGGUGCCUUGCCAGACAGUGGAACAGUAAAAACUUUUUUCUAAAAAUAAGAGAAUUCAAAAUAGUUGACAAGACAGGUUUAGUAAACAGGUGUCUGACCCUACUAAUCUGACAUAACACGGACAGGAGAGACGAUGUUAACGUGUUUACAUGAUGAUAAAAGUUGAGGUAUGAGUCCGCCAAUGUAAUGCCUCAGAAGUCUUUAACUGAGGAGACCGGAGUGAGUUCUUGGUGGAGGAAAGGUACUCUGAUGUCUGAUACCUUGCUUAGGAACUGCCUUGUCCCGAAAAAAAUGAGUUUGGUUCUGCUUGGAUUUAUCAGUAAUUGGUAUGAGCAACACCACCCAGCAAUGGGACGUAGGUCUUCCGUCAUUUUUACAAGGCAAGAAUUCAUGUUUUUAGCCGAAAAGGAGCAGUAGAUCUUAGUAUCAUCAACGUAGGAGUCGGUAAAGCUGGACUUAACUGCGGAGGGUAGAUCAUUUAUAUAUAAGUUGAACAACAUCGCACCUAAGAUAGAGUUUUGAGGCACGCCAUGUGUUAUCGUAAGCUCAUCAGAUAGAGAGGUGUCUAAUCGAGUAGACUGCUUGCGGUCCGUGAGGUAAAUCUCGAACCAUUUAUUUGACUUGAUGUGCUUAGGCUGCGUAGUUUGAGAAGAAGUGUACUGUGGCAAAUACUGCCGAAGGCCUCGCUGAGGUCUAUAAGGACCAUAGCCGUCAAUUGCUGUCGGUCUAUAUAUAGUCCUGAAGAUAUGAUCAGAAACCCAAAGGCUCAGAGUUUCCGUGAAAUGGUCCUUGCGGUUCCCACUCUGAUGUUGAGCGAGUUUGUCUUGCUUAGUCAGGAAGUCAUUAAAUUGAAUCAAGGCAAUUUUCUCAGCCACUUUAUAAAGGACAGGAAGCAACUAGAUCGGCCGGUUGUUAUUGAGGUCCCCAAUAACGACUCGAUUUCUUAGGUAGUGCGCGCCGAAUAGUUUCCCAAAUUGCCCCGGUGUUGUUCUUAUUUGGGCAGAUUUGCUCAUUGGAAUAUUAUUUUUCUUUAAAACAUAGGAAAAGGCUACAAGUGACAGGACACCAAAAAUAAAAAGAAUGAGGCUACAAGUGACAGGCCGCACCAAAAAAGAAUGAGUACGCGUUUUAAACAAAUACUUUUCUCUACUUUAGCGGGGAGUUCCAGACAUGACUACACGAAUCGUCUUCCGCUGAUCUCAGGUGUUGCUCUCCUGGUCUACAGCGCAAUAACUCAAAAAAGUCCUGCAAGUGGAAGAUCCGAGAGCUCCAUCUUUGGCUGGAUGUUUCGGGCACACGCAUAAGACUCUCGUCUAGCGGAACUUCCGUUUACAUGCGUAUUCAAGUGUCGAGAAGACAAUCGAUGCCAAAGUUUUAACUGGGUAAUCUCUCUUCUCACCUGCGAGUUUAACAACAGGACAAAAGAAGCUAAGCUGGAGGACUUCAUUACAAACCCAGAGAGAUAUUACUAUCCACGCUAUUUAAAGCGAGGUGAGCCAGUAUACCAAGGAGGGGGAGGGGUGGGGGGGACAUAAAAUAAUCGACAGAGGGGUUGAACGGGUGUGCAAUUUAAUCAACACUAACUAGCGCCGAGACUGCACUUAACGAGUGUUUUUGUGUUAAGUGAACCUGUUUUGUCUUCUUGGUUUGCAACAGGCAAAUAACGUAAAUCUGGAACCCUUCGUUAGCUUAAUAAGUACAGGAUUUUGGCUGUUUGAGUAACGCUGCAGUCACAUCCCUGUCAGAAAGUUAGGCGAAGGGCGUGUAGUUUCUAUUGUUAAUUUGUUCCAAAAUUAAUGAUUGUAAAUUGUAAACUGAAGGCGUUAAAGUAGGUGAAAGAAAAAAAAAUUAAAAUUGCCCUUUUUACCUUUGAAUGCAAAUUGCAAGAAAUUUGGAGUAUUCUGAAACGUGGUUAAGACUCUAACAACACAGUAGUGAAGAAGUUGUGAAUAUGUUUUAAAUAAUUCCAGCGGAAAAGUGGAAGAUUUUAGACUAACGACAUAAAUAAAUGAAAAGUGGCAGGACAACAGUUUGAGAAGUACACCUCUUUAAUUUCAGUUGGUAUAAAAACAACAACAACAACAACAACAACAACAAUAACGGUACAUGGUUGUCCUUCGUAUAAGUCACGUUUUCCUUUCUGUGGUAGCAAUCCGGUGUCACAGUGAUAUCGCCAUCCCCGCGUUUUUGACAUCCCCAUUCCCAAAACCCUAGUAAUAUGGGCAUCCCUUUCUCGUAUUACCUGAGGGAUUUGGGUUAGUGUUCAACAGGGGAUGUCUAUAUCACUAGGGUGCUGGGAAUGGAGAUGACCAUAUCACUGUGACAUCAACACUUAAGAAGUGAGAAGGAAACUGUGCCGAGUUAACUUUCGUAAAGGCUUCUGGGACUGUUACUUGGGAACUUAAGCAAAGGCGUUCUUGAUUCCUGAGGGGUGGCUUUGCGCAAAUGUUCGGUUAAUUUUAUAUUCGUCUCUACAAGUGUAAGGAAACUAAGCAAUACAAAUUUUAGAGGGAAAAGUCGUCACUUCCGGUUGAAGUGCGUCUCUCAAAAACGGCUUUGCUUAAUAACCGCUCGGUGUGGCACCAGUAACGAUCCCAGAAAUAAUUGCGGGACAAUUUCGGCACCAGUGCCUUUCCUAUUUCUAAAUUGGCGAAAGCGUGACAACACAUGUAACGCAAGGUUAACUAUUACCAGAAUGUGGGGAAACUGUUUAUACUAAUGGUAUUUUCUAAACUAUUAUAUUGAUUCUCACUAUGUCACGUUUCUGCUUUAUCAGUCACAUUCUUUGUUCUCUUGUGAAUUAACUCUCACAGUUUUGUUAAAAUUAAAUCACAGUAAUCAACUGCCUUAUCUGUGUCUGCUUUAAUUGAGCGUUAUACUGACGUUAGUUCAGGGUCAGUUUCUUGUUAAACACUCUUUUUGAAAGCGUUUUGCCAAUUGCAGCAAACCUCUUCCUGUAUUCCCCAUUCCAGUGGCCUGCGGGGAGCAGACGCUUUUUUAGGCUCUUGUUUCACCGGCCGAGACUGAAUAACUACAAGCUUCCGGGGAAAUAGAUGCAAGCUUUCGGCGCAACGAUUUUUAGAGGAUCUUUGGGAAAGCAUUUAGAAAGCUUGCCGCAUUGAUCAGACUGAUACCACCAACAUUUUCCAAGAGUCGUCAUCCUAAGCAGCCAACGGUCUUUUCAAGCCUCGCCUGUGAGCGAUAUUCUUCUCAUUGACAAUUGCUGUGCACGAGUGUUCUUUUCAACCCUUUAAUCCUUGUGUAACAAAGAUACCCAAGUAAUGUAUACCGUGUUUAUCUGGGCUGGAAUUUACAGGAUCAAAUUAUUCUGGAAACUUUCUACUGACUUUCGUUUUCCUGUGUGUCUGACACUAGCCGCUGACGGCAAACGAUUGUUAAGUUGCACUGAAAAUGGCUUCGGUUGACUCUUCGAAGUCCCAUCGCUUCGUUGAUUUUCUCCCGUCAAUUAGGCCAUCUUUUCUUUCAUUGGUGGUACUUUUUGCUUGCGGGUGUCUCUGGAUGAAGAAUGAAACAACCAAUGAGCGACUAAGAGCAUUGGAAUCGCGCAUCAACAUGUCUCCAUUGGAAGUUCUUGUUAAGACUGGCUGCUCGGCGAAGGAUAACGAUGUCAGAACGACGCUUAAUCCAAAAGAAAAAUCUGCGAAGAAUCUCUUAAAGAAACUUCAAAGACCGGUUGAUGAAGUGAAGUUGAAAGAUACCUCAGGUAUACUUUUCUGACGCUCGGUUGGGAGGGAAGGGGUGGGUAGAAGGCGGUAGUUCCUUGCAUAAACUGUAUAAGGAUGCACGGGGCCAAUUUUUUUAAUGUUUUUUUUUUUUUUAAGUUUUGUGCUUGCUGGAACCAGGGCUUGAAAUUUAGUACGUUCUCUAUUAUAGGCUCCUGGAAGUGCAUCAGAAUUAAACAGCCCGAGGGUCUGAAACAGGGUCACUGGGAAUCAGGGUUUUUGGACUAUUAUGUCUCAUCCGCCUAACUUUUUCAGAAGUACCCCACGAAAUAAGCUUAUCAUAUUAUAUGUGAUCGAGUUCAGUGACCUUGUAUUGAAAUCUCAAAAUUGAUUUACUCAGUAUUUCAUUUGAGACAGUAUAGCUCUAUCAAAAUUUAUACUACAAAUGCUACAAACACCAAAUUCGCCUAAUUUAGUUCCACAAAUUGCAAAAGGAACGAUAUCAAAAACGCGAAUUACUGAUUCCAAAGAAAAUCUUAUGCCACACGGUACUGAAUCACUGCUGAUUGCAAGCUGAUCUGACCGCCGAGUCGGUACAGACGGACACAGUCCUCCAUACGGCACAAACGUUUUUAACACAAAAUAUAUGGUUAAUUACAAAUGUUUAUAGGCGAUAUAUACGGGGGAUGCUGAACUUUUCCUCUGAUGACAGCAGACCACUCAUCAAGUGCACAGUAUGCUUUACUACAUAAUCGAAUUAGACAAAGUUAUCAGAUCAGGUUUACAUAAACAUUGUACUGUGAGAAACCUCAAACGGAUACUAUGAUGAUAAAGGACAGGGCUAAAGCAACAAGAACAAGGGCGCACGCAACUCAAAACAGCCUUGACCAGCCGCUGUGCGUAGGGACGGACAAUUAGAAAAGUUAUGGGGGGGAAGGUGAUUAAUUUUCCAGCCGCAGGAAUUUUUUUUCGUUAUGAAAUUCCUUGUAUGAUGUUUUCUUUAGGCCUUGGCAUGGAUAUUUUUUAGGAUUAAUCGGCGUGCAUGAAUUAUUUUUCAUUUAAUUUUCCUUUCCGCGAAUAUUUUUUUUUCUACUUCGCCCGCCCCCCUCCCCCCGAUAAGUUUUCUAAUGGUCCGUCCCUUACCGAAGCAAACCCUAUGUUACCACUAGUUACGAAAUUAAUCCAUGAGAGACUCAUGAUUUUUGGGUCAGCAACCCAAGUAACAGAGUCAAGAUACGCAAGUCAUUAAAAUACGCACUAAUAUAAUUCAAUGUUUUAUUGUCAUCCCCUUAGAAAUGAAUUCUCCCUUAGCAUUAGAUGAGUCAGGGGAAUCAAGAACAAAAGCAAAGCCAAGAAACCGGAGACAAGUGUUGAACGUCACUUCAGCUGGCGUCAGUAUACAUGACGUGCGAAAAGAAAUCAGCAAACAGUUUGAACAACUUAUGCCCACCAAGUACUGUAAAUCAAAUGAGAAAGUAUGCCCUGUAGGUCCCCCCGGACUCCCUGGUCCCACUGGGGUAAGGGGACCACGUGGCAGGAGGGGGCCAAAAGGAAAGAAAGGUCCUCAAGGUCUUAAGGGACGACCUGGUAAAUCUGGACAAAGAGGGAUGACAGGUCCUGCCGGACUAAGAGGGGAAAAGGGAGACAAGGGUGAACCUGGGCCCAAAGCCGUUCAGGGACCACCCGGAAGUCCUGGAAAAACAGGAAUGACCGGAUUCACAGGACCGAGAGGAGACAAGGGAGACAAGGGAGGGCCUGGGCCAAAGGGUAUGCCAGGACCACCUGGAAGAACUGGAAAAACAGGAAUGACCGCAUUAACAGGACCGAGAGGAGACAAGGGAGACAAGGGAGGGCCUGGGCCAAAGGGUAUGCCAGGGCCACCUGGAAUAACUGGAAAAAGAGGAAUGACCGGAUUAACAGGACCGACAGGAGACAAGGGAGACAAGGGAGGGCCUGGGACAAAAGGCAUGCCGGGACCACCUGGAAGGCCUGGAGAAUCGAUAUCUACUCCUCAACUGAUUGUAUCGCCUACAGAUCAGACUAAAGAUGAAAGAUCAAAUUCGGUGAUUUAUUGCACGGUCAAAGGAAAUCCUACUCCUAGUGUCGAAUGGCGAUUCAAGAGCUUGAAGCUUCAUUCGGGUGCAAAAUAUUUAGUUAAAGAAGGAGAACUGGUCGUGAGGAAUCUAAAUUACGGCGAUGCUGGGCAGUACACUUGUGUCGCGAGAAAUAUUCUUGGAACCUUUGAGGCGUCUGGUAAUUUGAAGGUUCGAGGUAAAAAGAACAAUAAGCUUUACUAAAUUGAAACUCUUUUGCAAGGCCGCUGAUGAGUCAUCAGAAUUUUAUCUUACCAACGUCAGGGGUGGGCCAUUGCAUUAUUGUUACAUUGCUUGAGGGAGUAUGAAGUCCGGGGUGGUCACUAUAAAAAGGGUGGUGUGUGACAUGAGAGGCUAAGGCUACAAAAAAAUUCUGACCUGGAGAGAUUCUAAUCUUGUACAUUACUUAUCACUGCCUGCCAGGAAGCAAUUAAUGUUAAUGAACUCUUUCAUCUCGCAGUAUCUAGUUUCACUUUCCCGGAGUGCGUGAUGAACGUAAGCAACGGUUAGAAUUUAACCCUGGUAUGAGAUCCAUCAGAACGUGGCUCAAACCUAGGGGGGUACUCCGGAUUUCAAGUGACAGGGAUGAUCGAAUGGGCGCAAAAAUCAAAACCCUAAAAAAGGUAUAAAAGUUUCCAGAGGAACUACGCGUGCGCUGCCGCAUGAGAGGCGGGAACUAUCACGAAUCCUCAGAUUGUUUUGAAUACCCGAAAAAAUCACUACUUAAAUCAAGCUACCCAAAAAAUAGUUGCCAAAAUCUUCCUACAAAAAAUCCCGAAAUCGGAAAUUUCAAACCCCCCAAGAAACCUUAGAUCGUAUCUGUCACUUGAAGUGCGGAGUACCUCCCCCCCCCCCGAGCUCAAGCUUUAUUUGUCAAGUCAGUCAGUGAAAUAAGAGAUUUUAGGAAUAUUUGUUACAACGAAGGUGCUGUCAUUGAAUGAUUUGUUUUUUUUUUCCUCCCGCUUCUCUACUCUUAUCAUUUUUCCUUCAGGAACCGAUUUAUCUGCUCCUUUCUUUCUAUACCUUUGAUCUAAUAAUACAGUCUAUCAUUACCUAGCGAGGGAGGGGGCCUUAUUGACUUUAUCCCCUUGAAAAGGGAGGGGAGGCUUAUUAUACGAUUUACGGUAUUUGUUCAUACACCACCCUAAGCUACACCCUGUAUAGAUAAAAAUGUUGACGUUCCGUGCUAAACACACUGGAUGAUACCAGAAUCUGCAAUUUACAUACAAAACGACGAGUAUCCCCGCCCCCUUGAUAUGGUUCUUUAGUUCAACUUGUCAGACUGGUGAGAGUCGUGAAACUAGUCAGCUGGCAUAUAUCGCACCAUUAUUCGUACGAGUUGCACCACUUGAAUGUCAUUUUUACGACUUACACAUGUGGUGUGUACUGGACACGAGAAAACUCACGUAGAUAUUUCUCUUCAAGUGAGUACCGGCCAUUCUGUGUAGUUUCAAUUGGAAGACCGGUAAAAACUAUAGCUUUUUCGAGCCACAUAUCAUAUUGAUUCUUUGUGUCUUAGGUCUUCCAAUCUUUACCAAAAAACCCUCAUCAUUGGUCUCAAAAAUGGAAUUCUCUCAAAUACAAGAAACCUGCCAGGCAGAAGGGUAUCCACCUCCCAGGCUGACCUGGAUCAGACUUGUUAUGCCUUUACCUGCUGGAAAGACCGAAGUUAAGGAAGGUAAACUAACUAUCAGAAAUUUACGACCCGUGGACAGCGGUUUGUACCAAUGCGUUGCAACAAACAGCUUAGGAGCCAAGAAGGCCACGAUGAACUUGGUUGUGACAGCAGGUUUGUACAGCGCACGUUAUGCCGACCUUAUAUAUCAUGACAAGAACCAUGAUUCUACUGAAAGAUUAGCACUUCGCCAUGUUUAGACAGAAAAAUAAGACUUUAAAGUUUACACUUGCAAAACUGAAAUUAACUGGUGUAUUUAACAGUCUAAGAUGCCCUAAAUUUGCUCUACUGAGUCUCCAGGUGUGUAUACAACUGUAGUUGCAGGUGUGUAGUUGUAGCAUAGUAUCCGAUGACGUCAUUUUUGACCUGCAGGUGCAGGUGUGCGGCAUUGUUCCUAAUGACGUCAUUUUUGUCUCACACCUUCAUACCUGGAGAAACUAAACUCUUACUCUAAAAGGCAAGCAGGAUGACUUUAACAGAUUUCUCGAGUUUUUGUGCUAAAACGCUCGGCCGUUUGGCUUAUAGAGUCGUAUCUCAAGAGAGGAGAACAAUACUGAGUAAUGACCUGAUUUUCAAGGUUUUUUCGUUAUUUCCCCAGCAUUGUAAACGACUUAACGCUUACCCUUCACUCUCGUCCCGCGCUCCGUUUCUGACGCCUCGAGAUGUGUGUUAUUAAAGAGCUUUAGAUUCGAGGACGAGGACGACAUUUAAUUUUAAGUUUUCUUGCCUAUUCUCUAAAAAUAGACACCCCGGACAGCUUCAUUGUGCUUUUUUUUUCACCAAAAAGUUUUUAACUUAUUUCCGUUAAAGGAGGUAUAGCCCUCUCCCGAUCGCUAAAUGAUAAAAUUCCUAACAUUCGAUAACUUGCUUUCGAAUUCGCCACUAAGGCAUUCUCGCUAAAACUCGGAGUAGAAAUGACGACGGCUAUCACAUUUUCCCGCCAAAAUGACGUUGGUUCGCAAGCGAAAGCAUAGGCGGGCGUCUUUGAUCCACUCCGUACGUUCUUCUAGGGGUUUUGCUGAGAACGCUUUUGCUGAGAACGCUCUACACUCCUGUACAUCGUGUCUGUCUCUUUUGUGAUAAGGGCAAUGUUUAGUCUUAGUUCCUUUUUUUUCAGGGACCUCUCUCUUUUUAUCUCUGGUUCUGUCCUUUCCGGCCGUGGGCUGAGUCUCCGUUUUACGCGUUUUCUUUUCUUUGCGUGGCUUAAGCGCUGAAACCUAAGUGGGGUUGGCUGCUUUACCGGCUAGAACGUUUGGAUCGUUCUUUAUCCUCGCUUGCUCCCGCACUAUUUUAGAAAAUCUUGAGAAAGGAGCAUACGCUCCCCCAUUGCUGUUCGAGUAUUUCUUUCUCCCAUUUGGUGCGGAUAAACUGCGGUAACUUCUCGUUUAUUGGUUGCAUGGCAUUAGGGUUAUUGAGGCACGCAAGUCCGGGAAGAUUAGUCACUUGACUCUCAAUGUCUGCGCAAAGAUCUGCAAACUGUUGCAGAUUUUAAAGAAAAGACGCCAUUUAGUUAAGAGUUUGUUUACGUUUCAAUUGACAGUGUUUCGGGUAUCAUUUUUCAUGGUUUUGAAGCAAAUUCAGUCAGAAGUUUUUUUCUACAGACCAGUAAACAGCAACAAGUCAAAUUUUGUCUCUUUCUUGGUAUUUGUUGGUGCAGCUGCUUCUUUUACCGCUAAAAUUUCAUUUUUCGAAACUGUCGCGAAACGAGAAGCCAUUUUAAUAUGAUCUCGCCCCAAAACAGUGAAUAUCCAAGGAAAUUCCAAGUUACGGGAGCCAAUCAGAACGCGCGAAAAUUGCUAUCCAAUUUCAUUUUUCGAAACUGUCGCGAAACGAGAAGCCAUUUUAAUAUGAUCUCGCCCCAAAACAGUGAAUAUCCAAGGAAAUUCCAAGUUAUGGGAGCCAAUCAGAACGCGCGAAAAUUGCUAUCCACUGAUUUGGUGAAUACUAAAGAAGCUUAAAGAUAUAUAUUCUUCUGCACGACUAGUUUUGAGCCAAUCAGUUUGUUUAUUAAACGCUUCAAUUGACAGUGUCUCGGGUAUCAUUUUUUCUGAUUUUGUCGCAAAUUCAGUAAGAAUUAUUUUUCUACUGGCCAGUAAACACCGACAAGCCAAUUACAAUUUGCCAAGUACAAUUUUCUGCGACAUUUUUGCUGCCUACAUUUUUUGAUGUGGCUAUUUUAUGGUGAACAACCCCGAUAAUGCCGGUGCCUUUGAUGUGUAUUGUUUGCCAAUCACAUACGGUAGGCCAUGUUUGCGAAAAAUUAUCCUUAGGAUUCCUUCUAGGUGGGCUUUUAAGGAAAGCAAUAUUUACUAGGCAGAGCAAGUUCUUCAUUCAAUUUACUCCUAAAAGUAUUUUUUUUUGUUUUGUUUUUGUUUUGUUUUCUCUUUUGUCGCUUUUUACUUGUAUUUAAUUUUGUUGUUUGCGGAGGUCACGGGUUCGAAUCCCGUUGAAGCCCUGAUUUUUUUUUUUUUUCAGGCUUCUUCUUUCCAAUUGCUUAAAUUGGAAAAUUUACUGCGAUGAUCAUUUUUCACUUUCAUUUAAUUUGUUGUUUGUUAAAAUAAAUAGAUCAAUGAAUAAAUUAAAAAAAUAAAUAAAUAAACGUAUUUUCCAACAUUACUUUAAUUUCAGCUUACAAAAACUGUGCCGAUUAUUACAAAGCAGGUCAACGAAUAAGCGGUGUUUACCGCGUCACCCCCGAUAAUGCCAGUGCCUUUGAUGUGUAUUGUGACCAAACAACAGCAGGUGGGGCGUGGACAGUGUUUCAGAAAAGACUUGACGGCUCAGUUGACUUCGAUCGCGUUUGGAAUGACUACAAACAAGGCUUCGGGAGUCUAAGCGGGGAAUUUUGGCUUGGACUGGAUAAGGUUCACCGUCUGACGAAAAAACGAAACAAGCUUCGGGUGGAACUCGAAGACUUUAACGGGCAAACAGCUUACGCUGAGUACGACUUGUUUGGCGUUGCUGACGAAGGAAAUAAAUACAGGCUGACUCUUGGAACGUAUGCAGGUUAGUGCUUUGAGGGGAGUAGACAGGAUGGGGGCACCUCCAUAAAGCAAAUCUUGAUUAAGUCAGUACAUUGACGGGAAGCAAAAGUUUACCUUUAACUUACAAUGUCAUGCAUACGAGAUUGUGACAACGGGUCGAUUCAUUGAACGUGCAGAAGGCGCGAAGUCAUCGUUAAGUCCAGUUAAAUCCUCUCCUCAUACGGAUAUCGCCAUGGCACGUUUCUCUCUUCAGCCCAAUAUGCAGACAUUUGACACCUUGCAGUGCUAGAAAUCCAGGUUUGCGCCCCCUUACUAUCUGGAGUUGUUUCUCGCCCAGGUGGAGGAAGGGGGGGGGUGGUGGGUACUCAACAAAUGUUUAUACGAGUCCAACCACUUACCCUUUUAUAUACCAUUUUUACGAAAAAGGUACCCCUUUCGUAUACCUUCUGUUGACGAAUGGUACCCCUUUCACAUACCUUGUUUAGAACGUUGCAUCCCUUAUAACUGCUGUAAAUGCACUGUCUUUUUAAUGGGAUUAAUAAUAAUAAUACGAUUUUUUUAUAUAGCGCUAUUAAUACUAAUUAUUCAUAGCGCUUUACAAUUUUAAACCUUAUAAAGGUCUCUACUAUAGUAAACAAAACCGGCGUAAAGUUCAAAAACAGCAAAUGACAGAAGGCAAGAAGCUGGCAAUUCACAAACAUGGCCGAGAAGAACUGACGAGAAACCCCGGGGGUUACUCCCUAUGAUGGCCUAUACGGAGAGGCCUAUACGGAGAGGAAAUCACAAAAAUAGAACGUUUUCUUGACUUUAUAAAGCCAUAAAAUUCAUCUGUUAGCCCUUUUUCCCUUUCACAGACCCAAAUGACAGAUUUCCCAACCCUUUCGUAUACCUGAAACCUGGAAAAAGGUGCCCCCUUCGGGCGUGGCCUAGCCCGCGACCAAGCUUUCCAUUUGGGGUAUAUUGUGAAAAGUAGUCGUCGGCCCCUCGCGGCUUCGCCGCUCGCUCGCGCGUUCUCGCACGGUACGCUUCACUCGCCCAAAUAGGAGAGCUUGCUUGCAGGCUAGGCGUAUGUGGCCUCUCCGUAUAGGCCAUCAUAGGGAGUAACCCCCGGGGUUUCUCGACAGUUCUUCUCGGCGAUGUUUGUGAAUUGCCAGCUUCUUGCCUUCUGCCAUUUGCUGUUUUUGAACUUUACGCCGGUUUUGUUUAGAUAGUAGAGACCUUUAGCAUCAGGUUUUUCACGGGAAACUGCAAACCGCAAACCGCAAAAUGUCACGUGACCACGGCCUUGAGGUCACGUUUGCAGUUUGCAGUUCACGUUUGAACCGCGGGAAGGGCUUCCAGGGGUAAGUGAUUGAUGGCAAGGUUUUUUGCCACAAAAAAUUUGUACAGCCUCGCGUUUAAAGGUAUGAACUAGGAUUUUAUAUCCUUUUGCGAUGUGUUUGUUACAUUUUUGAUCUCGAAUCAAUUAUUUGUUGCUGAUUUUUGGGCGAUUAAAGUGAUGCACUGCCGACUUGAUGAAAACAUCAUGGCGGCCCUAAACAAUGAACGCUUAGUUGAAAUCAAUUUUAUAGAACUCUUUUCUGUCGUAAUAACAAAGGAAAGUACUCUGUUCCAAUCCAGAGUUAUAUUUUUUUUCUAUCUUGUUACUGAAUUCACAGCCUUACAAUUCCUAUAUCUAUUCUUGUAUUGUAUUAUAUUUUGGGUAAAGAAAAAUGAACUGAACUGAACGCAUUGCUAAAGUUUGAAAUCUUGGCAACGCGAAACUGCAAACGAGUAACUGCGGUUUGCGGUUUGCCUGAUGCUAAAGGUCUCUACCUUCAAGAGCUACACUUUAAAUCCGAGGUUAUAUAAAGGUGAUGUACUAUGCGUGAUGUGAUGUGAUUACAUGUUUGUGAUCGAUUAUUUGUGAAUGGAGAUCAGCUAAGUGCCCAUCCACUAUAAACAGUGGUUAUAUUUUACAUUUCUAUUAAAAUUUUUGUUUGUUUCUAUAUUCCUGACUUCAUUAAUUUGCUGUGAUUAAUUCAAUUUUUCUCCUUAAAACUUGGGAGUUACUUUAACGUGGACCAGAGAGAUAAUGGGGUUGAGGCCUUGUUUCCAUUUUCAAUUUCCCGUUAACUCUCCUGUUCGUUGCCCGUUCCCCGUUUUAAAUACGUCCUUGAAAACUUCAUGCACCAAUUUUUAACUUUUACUUUAACCUUAUCUCUAAUUUUCCCAAAAGAAGAAAGUAUUUUUAGUGACACCCAUUUUUUUUGAAAUAAUAUGAUGCCGCUCUUUAUUUAUCUUUAUAGGAACUGCCGGCGAUUCAUUUUCGUAUCAUAAUGGUAUGGCGUUCUCCACCAAAGAUCAAGGCAAUGAUCUGACCAGUGAUAAAGGCUAUUGUGCCCCGCGUUAUAAGGGAGGCUGGUGGUUCAAAAAUUGUCACUAUGCUUUUCUAAAUGGCUUUUAUUAUAAAGGCUCACACUCCAACCCUUGGGAAGGUGUGAUGUGGAAUCAGUGGAAGGGUGACAGUUACUCCGCUAAACGUGCUGAGAUGAAAAUCAAACCUGUUAACGUUUAAGAAACGGUUGUCAAGUUUAUUCUUAUUAAACUUUGGAUGUGAUAUCCCUUUAAUAUGUCAUUGCGGUGUAAAAAGAAACACAUUUUGGAUCAAAGGAAAGUUUACAUUUUCUCCAUUUUGUUAACUACAGUGUACCUUCAAAACUUCUUUUUCUUUUACAACUGUAUAAGUUCCUGUUUGUCUUUUUUGUGUCGACCAGAGAAAACGUAGUAAUGCUAUGAAUUCAAUAAAAGCAAAAUGAAAUAAAAUGCGAAACAGUUUUAAACUAUUUGGUCUCAAUCUCCACUUCCAUGGAGUAUAACCUUGGAAGGUUAUACUCGAAAACUAAUAUUAGCGUUCGAUGAAGGAGAACGCUUACUAUUCGUGUACCGUACACGAAUAGUAACCAUUCUGCAUGCCAUGCGAUAUGGUUGUGCCUAAAUCAACACCGCGGCAGAACGUCUACGCAUGCGCCAGGUUGAGAAUUUCCGGUCACUUUUUCAGUCACACUUUCUAGUCCGAUCAAAGACUCCCCCGCGCGCUCGGCUUCAUUCUCUGUGCAGCUUGAGGUUCAGUUCCUCUGCUUCAUGCUGCUCGUGUGUUUGACUCCUUUGUAGUUAUUGAAACAAAAAAUAGCUUUUAUGGAUAACCAGGCAGAUCACUGAAACAAUUAGUCGAUUAGAUUCAGAAAAGGUAAGUUGAUAAUAACUUGAAUAAUUUUGGCUACUACUCUGAUUUUCUUUCACGAAAACAAAGUUUUUGACUUCCAUUUUUCACUUAACCUGGCUGAAACUAAGACAAGAUAAAAAGUUAUCAUUGGAAGCUUGUGUAUUGUAGUUCUAAUUCUCGGUUCUUCGAUUCCUCAUUCUUAAUUCUUACCAAUGUCUUUUAAAGUGAAGGAAUGGGAAGUGUUUUACGUUUCCAAGAAUAGGGGAGAACUCAGUAACGCAUUCAAAGUUUGGAGGGAACUGAGGCCAGCUUGGCUAUCUCCAAGCGGAUCUUGUCAGCCCACUAAAGCCACAUCACAUAAGUACAGUAAACGGAGAAGUAAAACAGUCUGUAGAAUAAUUUAAAUGAAUCACACUACAGCCAAUAAAAUCGAUAUAAAUCAUGAAAAUCAAAGAAAAUCGAAAUCACUCAAGACUGCGGAUUUGAUUUUAAUUGAUUUUCAAUAUCAAUCAAUUAAUUGCUAUUGAUUUUUAUUGACUAUUAUUGGUAUUAUUGAUUACUGAUUUUGAUUGAAUGUUAUCGUCUGGUAGUACAAUAUACAAGCAUUUGCGGUACUUACAGUCGAGGCCCCUGUGUGUCCUGUCAUGAUUGACUGUUCCUCGAGAUCAGCAAUGACGAGAUCAUUUUCGCUAUUCCCCUCUUUAUCUAACAUGGUAUCCGAUUCUUCACUCUCCUCUUCACUGCCCAACAACUCACUUCCGUUGUCUGGACUUUGAUGAUGAUGAUGAUGAUGAUGAUAAUAAUAAUAAUGAUAGUGAUAAUGGGAAAUUUUAUAGCGAUCGGACAAGGAAAAAAUCACUUUUAAGGCUUGGCUUGCAAGGACCCAUCUGUUAUAACCAUGCCCAAAAUAAAGAGAUAAAUCUCAUAGUUUAUUAGAUAUAAUCCGUGUAAAGUUUGCUUAUCAUUUUCGCAUAAAUUAUGACCUAAAUUUGGAAACCGCUGAAUUUCUCGAAUUGGGUCUUUGCGAUUUUGGUGAAACUCUGUUCAGCGCAAGGCACUAAUGCGCACUAUGUUUAGCCGAGAGAUUUUCACGAAAAAAUGCCGGUAACAGCAGAUUUUCGACUCAGACCUCAAAGGGGCGUGGCAUUAUAGCCACGUGACAUUUACUCCGAUCGCCAAAACUUUUAUGUUAUAUUGUAGAUUGAUCUAUAUGUUAUUCAUUCUAUGUGUUAGACUUACGAUAAAAGUAAAGGUGGGGAUGCCAGAGAGCUUCAAAGUAGGAUGGUAUCCCCCCCCCCCCCAAAAAAAACUGGGUCGAGUCACCUUAAGACGAUUGAAAAAUAUCGGUAUGGCCUCUGAAAAACUGUAUCGAAACCGGCCUUAAGCCUAGCGACGUUCUUGUAAUGCGUUUUCUGGAGCUCAUUCUCGUCCUACAAUCUUUCGCCCACUCAGCAAAUUUUAAAAAAGAAAAAAAUGGACGAAAUGAGUAGAAGCCGAUUACACCAUGGAAGAACAAGAUUGGCAGACCAAAUUUGCAUUGAUUUAAUCGACAGCAGAAAUGAAACUAAAAUUGUACAAGAUUUUGACAACUGCCCAGUUGAGGAAAAUGGUCGAAAAAUCGUAAUCAUAGAUUCGAAAUUCGGCAGCACAAAAUCUUAAGACAUAAAUUUCGCAUAUUUGGAGAGAACCUGUGCGAAUACAUGAUGAACUUCAGGAAAAAAUUUACGGGAAAAAAAUGAAUCAGCCAUAGAUGAUAACAACCGAUAAGAGCAGGAUGACUUGACAUAAUGAAAAUACCAACAACAACAACGAAGGAGCGAACGAUUUAGCACCGGGCAUGUGAAUAAGAUUGGAAGAGUCGCUAAGGAAAUCUAUGCAGAUAAUUGUUGGCUUCCACAUUAGAACUAAGCAACUGCUAACUAAAGGUAGUAGCUUAGAUUGAAGAAACAUGGCUUCACACUUGUUGAAGUGUAUUACUUACAGAACAACUCUCGUGGCCAGAAAUACAAUAGCACAAUAAAGUACAGAGAACAAAACUGACGAAACUAAAAAAGGCGCUAAUAAAAAUGAAAAAGCGUACAAAGAGACGCUAACGAAGGGGCGAAAAAUGACACAAAGAACUAAACACCUAAACUCGCGUAAAGAAACUAUAAAAAAAAAAAAAAAUUGAUAAAAAGAACUAACGCACGAAAAAAGGCAAAAAAAGAAUUCCGAAAAAUUGUUAUACUUUGAUCUAAAAGAACGUGACACGAAAAUGACUUCAUCGCACACUGCACCUCUAAACUUGUUGCACUUACACCUGCAGUCACACCUGUGCACCGGCAGAUUAAAGCCUCCGUAUGCCUUCUAAUUAAGUGAGCUUUUAAGGUUUGUAACAGAGCACGUUAUGUACCAUAAAACGAAUAAUACGAUGCUACAAGGCUGAAUCAGCAGACAUCCAUCUUGCAAAGUAGGUACCGGUGCGUGUCAACAACGAGGAAGCAUAAAAUUACUCCAAUAAGGGCCAUAAAGGAUUUGUUCGCGCAACGACGAUCUGGUUUGUAAAGUAAGGAUAUCGUGCUCCAUCACUCCCAGUGAGCAGAUUACAUUCAACAGACUUUGGCAGAGUAAUUUAGACAACGUACAAAAAAUGGUUCCUUAAGGGUGAAAAACCUGAGUCUCUCUACCCUUUCUUUCGUUCAGCUAUCGAAAAAACAACAACACUGAACAACAACAACACCAACAAACAAACAAACAUUAGGAAUAGUUGGGCACACGAUUAAAUAGUUUUUUUUUUCUUUCUAGCUAACUGUAACUGCUGGCGCAGCCGUUCCAGAAGUCCUAGCAUGGGCUGGGGAUACUCUUCUGAUCCUAGUGGCAGUGGAAGCGUUGACGCGAUCGAUUUCCAGACAAAUGGUGACGUCAUUUUGUCAGGGUACCGACUGUGGGGAGUCAAAAGCGGUUCAACUACCUUCCCGGUCACGAUUCGUUUGUACGGUGGAAGCAACUUGAUCGCAGAAAAGACUGGGUCCUAUGCUACCAGUUCCAGUGUCAAGACAUUUGAGGUGCAUUUUUCCCAAGUGAUUUCGAUCCGCGCUGGUGUCACAUACACUGCAACGGCAAGAAUAGUUACAAGUGUUUUAUCUUUUGCUCACUCGGAUGGCGUGGCAAGUGCCUCGUGUUCUGGUGUCACAGUAACCUUCAAGAGUUCCUCAAAAGACUCGAAUGCUUCUAGGUCGUAUCAGGGUCAAAUACCAGCUUUGAUUUUCCGUUCCUCUCAAUGCUAA